AUGUCGCAGACACAGGAGGCGGGGAGCACUACUAUCGACGUGCUUCGAUCUGCGGUGACGACAGGCCAAUCAUCUGUGCUGAAGGAGGUGAAGGCAGAUGCUGUGCUGCUGCAUGUAGAGCGUGUUCUUCCAGUGCUGCUGCAGCUCUGCGACACCAACGAGUCAGUGCCCAAUCUCGCGUUGUUGAACGCGGCGUGGAAGCUGUUGCUCUCAGUCGCUUCCCACAGUUCCAUUGACACACACGUGUACAGCAGAGUUAUGCAGUUUAUGUUCGCACAGCUGCAGCAUCACAUCUUUUCCCACGACUGGUCCGAUGGGAAAAAGGUAAAAAUAGCCGCCUUUGUGGCGUCACAUGUUGUCUCGGCAGUGCGGGCGCAUCCCUACUAUGCUGCCCGCGACACGGAGUUGAUCGGCACUGCAGUGGAGAUGUACACCACAGUUUGCCUGACUGUCGCUACAAGUGCACACAUGGAGGCCGCGCGGCAGCUGCACCAAAACAUUGGUGUGCGUCUUCUGGCCAUAUUAGAGGCGAUAGGGUCUGCGUGUGAUGGGCCGCGGCGGAUUUCGGCAGAGGAGCUGCUGCAGAUACUCCUGCGCUGUCUUGAGGGCCCCUCACAAGAGACAACAGCGGUGCUCCCCAGCGGAAGCGCUGCUGCUGGCGCCGCGGUAGCGGCGCUGACGGCGACAAUGGCAGUGGUGGGACCCCUGCUGCUUGUGUGCGACAGGGCGUCUGCGGAGACGCUGCUUACCGCCUUUCUUCUUUGGUUGCCGGAUAUGCAACACGUGCUACUCGACGUGGGCGAAAGCGAAGCGGCAUCAUCUUGCGAAGAAGAGGAGCCCGGUGCCCUCCUGCAUCGGCGCGUGGCGCGACAGGCGAAGCAUCUGCCCUGCGACUUGUUUACCGCUUCACGUGAGAGCGACGAGGCCACGGAUUCAACAGGGGAGGUGGGCCUCGAGACGCAGCUGCUUUUACUACUGCGCGGACUCGCAUGCAAGAGUGUCGAUGCGGCACAGCUAGCAGACGUAUGUGAUGGGGCGGGGAUGCCGACUCAGGGAUCGCUGCUGCGCUGCCGAGUGUUUGGGCUGUUGAUGGCCGCACUGCUCGUGCCCAACGACAGCAGCAUCGCGCGUGUGCUGCUUGUGUGGGAGGCGGUGCUGCACCAUCUGUCUGACCUCAAUAAGGAGAUACUUGGUGCGGAGCUUCUGCAGCUUGGUGAGGACCAACUGCGUGCCCUCCGCGAGAUUCCAAGUACGAUGCCACAGGACAAGGUGGAUUGUCUGCACCGUUUUCUCAACGCAACAGCAGCCUUGCUAGCGGAGAUCUGCAGAUUGCUACACCGCCCACCGGAAGCACUUACUAACGCUGCUUCUGGUACUUCUGCAUCACAGACGACGCUCAUGAUGAAUGCACCUUUCUACUCACCGAAUCAGCUUUCUUUUUGCAGCAUGGUAAGCUGCUUGUACCACCAGUCGCGCACCUAUCAGUGGUGGAAUGAAGAGGCAGCUAUGAAGGAGGAGACAACCCACACCGUGGAGACGGCGCUCCACGACGAGCUCCAAGCCGUGCUGGCGGAAUGGCAACGUCACUCGUCUGCGCAGUCGGUGGAUGAAGAGGGUGAGAAGGGGAAGGGCAACAACGGUGUGCUGCAGCAGCGGCUGCGCGCAGCACUUGUGUCCGUUCCUGGGAGGCUCAGCGGCAUGCUGCAGCAAUCCGCCCCACCCGGCAGCAUUACAGCCGUCCUGCUGGUUGCCACGCGACUUCUGCAGAGCAUCACGGAGGCAGCGAGCACCUCCUCGCCACUUCGCGUGUGUGCACGUUUCGUGGCGGCAGAGCUCCUCGCGGUGGCAGGACUCGCUCCGUGCGACGACCCUACGUUCCUAGCAUGUGUGCGUCGGCUCGUGGAUCUCAGUUUCUCCGCAGCGGCAGCUGGCGCAGACACACAGGCGGAGGGAAUGGCGCGGUACCACGCCGCCGUGUGCCUCCGAAACUUUGUGCAGCGUAACACGAUGGUGCCGCUGGACAAACUACGGCUCUCUGCUGCUGCCACUGCCGCACUGAUGAGUCUGCUGCAGGGGAAGGUUGCCGAUGCUGUGGAUGUGGACGUGCGCCGCUGUGAGGGCUUGAUCGCCCACCGCGUGGAGGCGUGGGAGUGCCUCGUGUCGCGCUGCAGCCAGAUGACAAGCAGCGACGUGACAAUCGGCUCGCUCUUCGACCUCGCGCCACCUGACGCCUCCGCGCAGAGCAGCGCAAGCAGCAGUGAGGCCCGAUUCCUCUUGCCACUCCAGCGCUGCGAGGACACACUGCGGGCGGUGUUGCAGUGGCGCGAGGGGGGUCGUUUGCUGCGGCCAGCAGAGGAGUCGGCGCUGAGCCGUGUGGAACAACUAGUCUGCGCCGUCACGAACGUAACGCGUGCCACCGUCACCAGCGCCGAGGAGAUGAUCGACUCGUCAGCGGACGCGGUGCGGGUAUCCGGAGUGAGCCCAGAGUUCAUUCACGUGGAUUAG
Trypanosoma grayi is the source of this 2505-nucleotide messenger RNA. RefSeq lists its product as hypothetical. The transcript has a single exon. Bases 1 to 2505 code for a protein of 834 amino acids. NCBI's taxonomy places the organism in Eukaryota, Euglenozoa, Kinetoplastea, Trypanosomatida, Trypanosomatidae. The record is from RefSeq and is a predicted model, not a curated record.